AUGCCACGUGCUGCCAUGCGAACUGCCGGAUUUCAAUCCAUCGGCGCUCUUAUCGGCACCUGCCCUUCUCUCGAGAUGCUCGUGCUGAGCUCGAACUUGGCUGAUGCGGCGGGCGUUGAGGGUGAUUUCUCCGCAGGACUUGGCAAGAACAAGUCCCUGAAGUCACUGUGCUUGGCAGCUUGCCGCCUCGGCAACGCAGGUGUUCAGCAACUCUGUGCUGGGCCCUUGAUGACCCAUCCUGCGCUAGAGCACGUGUCCUUCAACUACAAUCGGUUGGAGGAUGAGGUUUGCAACAGCGUGUGCAGGAUGCUGGCGACGAACACACGGCUGCGCUACCUUGAGCUUUGCGGCAACUCCAUCGGUCCGGCAGGUGCUGAGGAGCUGGUGAAGGGCCUCAUUGCCAACAAGGGCAACCUGCAGAAGUUGGGACUGGCGCAGAACACCAUCAUGCAGAGAGGAUGCACCGCUCUCUGCAAGCAUUUCGUCUCCGAGAAGGGAAAGAGCCUCGAGUACCUUGACCUGCGCCACAACAAAGUUGGCUACUACGGCUGCGUGGAGAUCCGAGCUAUGUUGAAAAAGCCAAUGGAUGACGACGAGUCGAACAAGGGCUGGAUGAUCAAUUUCGGUGAGAGACAGCUCAUGCUCAACGCGCACUGA
Messenger RNA from Symbiodinium sp. CCMP2592, 657 nucleotides. Lineage: Eukaryota; Dinophyceae; Suessiales; Symbiodiniaceae. The record is from the annotation of a GenBank genome assembly.